AUGGCUCAUCAGUCUGAGAUCCUUGACUCUAAAAACAAUUAUUUGUGCGAACAUUGUUUAAAGGCAUUUAACUGCUCCUAUCAUUUAAAAAGGCAUCUGAAAAUACAUACUGGCGAGAAAUUAUACCCCUGUGAAAUAUGUCCAAAGAAAUUUUCUCGCAAAGAACACUUAAAAAGACACCUGACAAUCCAUAGUGGCGGCGAAAAACAGUAUUCCUGUAAGCAUCUAAUAAUCCAUACUGAAGAGAAACCGUAUUCAUGUGAACAGUGUUCAAAGGCAUUCUCCCGCAUUGAUAGCCUAAACUCACAUCUGAGAACCCAUUCUGGCGAGAAACUUUAUGCAUGUGAACAUUGUUCACGGGCAUUUACCACCGCCUCAGAUUUAAAGAAACAUCUGAGAUUGACUUUUAAAAUACUUAAAGAAACUAAAGUUAUCUGUAUAUUAGAACAAUGA
This is a messenger RNA of Uloborus diversus, 453 nucleotides long. Its product is annotated as protein krueppel-like. The transcript has 3 exons. Gene Ontology annotation, cellular component: nucleus. The coding region runs from base 1 to 453 and encodes 150 amino acids. Gene Ontology annotation, biological process: regulation of transcription by RNA polymerase II. The record is from RefSeq and is a predicted model, not a curated record. Lineage: Eukaryota; Metazoa; Arthropoda; Arachnida; Araneae; Uloboridae. Gene Ontology annotation, molecular function: RNA polymerase II cis-regulatory region sequence-specific DNA binding; DNA-binding transcription factor activity, RNA polymerase II-specific.